GGCCAUUGGUGUCCCUGCUCUUCCUUCACGUCUGUCUCGAGCUCUCCCGCUACCUGUCGAGCUGCACUCGACUCGAACGAACGGCGGGCAAUACUCCGGUUUGCGUCUUCGUGCUGUCACGUCCGUCGGCGACCAAAUUCCUUCUGCGGCUCGGAUCUUGUGCAUUUAACACGCGGACUGUUACCGUGACCGUGGCGGCUGCGUGGAGACCAUGAAGUCGGUUUCUCGUCACGUCCGCGCCAAAUUUCCCAUCGUCGUCGGUGUCCGACGCGAGGACCCACCCGGAUCUGGGAACGCCGAAGUCCUCUCACCCCCGACGCUGUUCGUCGACUCGUGUCUGAGCGCAACGUUGAAGUUCAUGUCGAACACUGCGAUCGCAGAGUGUUUCUUGAUCAUGAGUAUGAAGAGGCCGGUGCUGUCAUCAAGCCAACCCUCGAAGACGCGCAGAUCAUCGUGGGCAUCAAGGAGACACCGCUGUCUGAAGUCAUCACCAGUCCGGCGCGCGACAGCGCUGGCAGGGAAUGUGCCCGCACCCAUUUGAUGUUCUCGCACACCGCCAAAGGCCAGACGUACAAUACCGGGCUGCUGGCCAAUAUCUCGUGGGGUCGAAUGGCAAACGCACUGUUGGGUUCGGGUUCUUUGCUGGCGUCGCUGGCGUCCUUGAAUCGUUGUCUGCGAUGGCCCACUCGCAUCUGGAAAUGGGGGUCGCAUCUCCCUUCCUGUACACUCCGCGUCCUCACACUUUACCAUCGCUUACUCGCUUGCGCACUUCCCUGCGUGAUAUAGGGGGCAGCAUCCGCAAAGAUGGGACCCCGGAACGCCUCGGACCUUUUAUUGUAGGGCUCACAGGAACAGGAAAUGUAGCGCAAGGGUGUCUGUCUAUGUUGAAGGAACUUCCUAUCCAGCGGGUUUCGGUCGAUGCGCUGCCCGAGCUUGUCUCUGGCGAUAAGCACGAUCUUCGCAAGAUAUACCUGGUCCAUGCUACAGCCCAGGACUAUCUCCGUCGACUCGAUGGUGCUCCCUACGACCGGUCUGAUUAUUACGCGAAUCCUGGCCAGUAUCAAUCAAUAUUUGCAUCCAAUGUCGCUCCGUAUCUUACCUUGUUUCUAAAUGGAGUAGGAUGGGGGCCCUCGUUCCCCCGGCUCAUGUCCAACUCGGACCUUGCCAGCGCACUCACGAAAGCCAAGGCGAUAGGUGGCUGCCGCUUCGAGAACAUCGGCGACAUCAGCUGUGACCCGGCCGGAGGACUGGAAUUCAUGCCUCGUUCCAGCACUAUUUCAGAGCCAUUUUACAAAACGCGUCCCUCAGGAUUACCUGAUCACCUUCCGGAUGUCCAAAUUAUGGGCGUCGACAUUUUGCCUGCCACCAUUCCUCUGGAUGCGUCAUUCGAGUUUUCGCGAGCGCUGUUUCCAUAUCUGGAAAGCCUGAUCGAACAGUAUCAGACCGGAAAAGCUGGCAAGCUAGAAUCUCAACUGAAAGGUGCAACCAUCGCGCAACACGGAAAGCUGCCCGAGAAACACUCGUGGCUGCAAGAAAAUCUCGACACUUUUUUGACGAGCAAAGCCAGUCAAGAUUCGCCAGGUGCUCUCCGGCGCAAGAAGGUUUUGCUGCUCGGGAGUGGGAUGGUUGCUGGACCAGCGGUGCAAAAGAUAAAAGAGAGGACGGAUAUCGACCUAUUGAUUGCAAGCAACUCUUCUCAGGAAGCGAGCGCUCUCUCCGACCGUUUCGGAGUCACCAGUCAUAUUCUGGAUCUGCAAGAUGAAACCAAGGUCGCGUCCCUCAUAUCCGAGGCUGACGUUGUCAUUAGUCUUCUGCCUGCUCCUCUGCAUCCGGCGAUUGCGAAGGAGUGCAUCAAGCACAGGAAGCAUCUCGUCACAGCAUCCUACAUCUCCCCUGAGAUGAAGGAGCUCCACGCGAAUGCCGUUGAAGCCGAUGUAUUACUUCUCAACGAAAUCGGCCUCGACCCCGGGAUCGACCACUGCUCGGCCAUCUCUUUGGUCUCAAAAUUGCAGGCCGAGGGAAAGAACGUGACUUCGUUUACAUCCUUUUGUGGUGGGCUUCCGGCCCCGGACGUCCCGAAGGUUCCUCUGCAGUAUAAAUUCAGCUGGAGUCCUCGGGGUGUGUUGACUGCGGCAUUGAAUUCGGCUACGUACAUGCUUCGCAAUCAAGUCACAACAGUUCCCGGCACAGAUCUCUUACGCAGCGUCUUCCCACGAGUUCCGAUAUCAGACGACUUGCUGCUGGAGGGACUUCCAAACCGCAACUCUCUUCCCUAUUCGGACACAUAUCAACUGGGCCAACCCCGGACUGUGCUUCGCGGGACGUUGAGAUAUCCUGGUUUCUCGCGGCUCAUGGAAUUGUUCCGCUUGGCCGGCUUCUUGAGAAUGGAUCAGACAAUCGAGCUUUCUUCAUGGCGGGCAUUCACAUCGCAGUGCAUGGCCCUGCCCAGGACAGAGUCUCUUCCCGAUCGUGUGGAUGAAGCGGACCUCACCGACAUGUUUGCCGCAGCCCAUUGGCUGGGCUUAGCCGAUUCUUCUGCUGGCUAUGGCGAGUGGCCCUCUCCAGAUGUCGCUUUACCUGCCGUCCCUCGAGGAAAACAUACGCCCCUGGAUCUAUUUGCGUUUGCGCUUUCACAUAGUUUGCGAUAUCUUCCCGGGGAGCAGGACAUGGUGGUUCUGCUGCACGAGGUGAUUGCUCAGAAGCCGGGGAUGCCAGAGGAGAUCCACCGGUCGUCCCUCGUUGCUUACGGGAAUUCUCAAGCCUCAGCCAUGGCGCAGACAGUGGGGAUUCCGGUCGCCAUUGCGGCUUUGAACGUGCUGGAUGGGAAGGUGUCCUUGCGCGGUGUCGCAGGCCCCACUGAGCCUGUCAUCUACAACGCAGUAUUGACAGGAAUGGAGCAAGUAGGCCUGGGGAUGAAAGAAGAGCUGUUUGUCGGCCAGACAAUCGAGGACUGUUUGAUCCAGGCCUAGGGACUCUGCUAUAGGGACAUCGUUGUCCGUAAUGUACCACGUUGUUUACCAAAAUACGUUUUCGGCCGAC
Molecule: messenger RNA, 3039 nt
Organism: Mycena citricolor
Lineage: Eukaryota; Fungi; Basidiomycota; Agaricomycetes; Agaricales; Mycenaceae
Source: the annotation of a GenBank genome assembly